This is a messenger RNA of Aspergillus brunneoviolaceus CBS 621.78, 585 nucleotides long. RefSeq lists its product as uncharacterized. The record is from RefSeq and is a predicted model, not a curated record. Bases 64 to 558 code for a protein of 164 amino acids. The transcript has 2 exons. NCBI's taxonomy places the organism in Eukaryota, Fungi, Ascomycota, Eurotiomycetes, Eurotiales, Aspergillaceae.
CUGCCCACCCUAUCCUACAUUGCUUCAACUCCAAUCUACUUCCUGUCAUCAUGAUCUACCAAUAUGGUGAAGACUCGAUCCCAAACAAGUCGCGAAGAGCCAGCCGCACAGCCUGAAUCUCGAUAUCGGGGGCACUAUGAUAACCAAGACGGCCCAGGACUUUCUGCCGAGGACAUCCCCGAAGACUGGACAAAUGACCCCAAACUCUUGGAUAUUUACGAUGAUCCUAAAUGUCAAGACGCCGAUCUGGCCCGCUGCUGCGGAAUCCAAGAUCCCCGAAUGGUUUUGAUGGGCACUCCCGAGUCGGGAGAGAUGCAGUAUAUUAUGGCUUUUAAGGGCAAGUACUACUGGGGCCAUUUCGAGCUUCUUCAUCUGGAAGAGAUCACCAGGCCCAAGACGUUGUCAGGAAUAGUCCAUGCCCUUCGUGAUAAGGGAUUCAGGGGCCUCCGUAUGAAGACCCUAAAGCCGGUGUGGACCCCUAGUGAUGAGGAGGAUACACGGUCUGCCACAAGCGAAGGGCCCAAUCUGUUUGUUCCGGUUGACCCCGAUGCGCCUUGAUGCACCAUGUACUUUCGACAAGAGCGG